AUGGAACCGGAACCGUCCAUUACCACUCUCCUCGAGGCUAUCAACGCCCUUGCCAACCAAGUCGGGUCCUUGCAGGCCCAAAUCAAAUCACAGGACAAGCAAAUCACUCAGCUCGUUGCCAUAUGCAAGGAAACCAACGACCUCGUUGGUGACAAAGACCAGGGCAGAGCCCAAACCAAGCCUGGCCCAUCGACUGGGCCUGUCACCCCUCCAACCCACUCAGGGGGGGAAGCCCACACUCCAGGUACGGUUAGGCCUGGGCUCAAAGCCCCUUUCCGCCCCUCAAAGGGAACAGGAUUUGACUCGGAGGAAGACAAAGAACCAAGGGUCCCCAAAAAGGAGCCUCAAGGAACGCCUAGAAGGCACCUUGGGUCCCUUACCCCCUUCGAUGCUGGAUCCAGCGUGAAGAGACCCAAGAUGGACCUCCCCGACCCAUACAAGGGAGAUACCAGGGGACGCAAGGCCACUCAGGACCAAUUUGACGAGGAGGAGCAAAUGGUUGUAUGGAUCCUGUACCAUAUGACUGAUAAAGCCGCCGACUGGGCUCUCCCCAUCAUUGGGGCCAUCAUCAAGGGCGAAGGCAAUCCCCCCACCACCAUCCAGGCCUUAACGGCCAAGUUCAAAGAAGCAUUUGCCGACCCCAACGCCAAGCGAGCUGCCGCUAGAAAAAUUGCGGCUCUCUCCCAAACAACCACCACCUCCGAGUACGUCACGGAGUUCCGCAAUCUCAUGGCGGAAUUGGACUGGAACAAGGAGGCCUAUAUCGCGCAGUUCACGCGAGGCCUCCACUGGAAGGUCAAGGAACUGCUAUCAACCAAGGAUAGUAUUCCCGAUGAACUCGAGGCAAUUUUUGCGGCCUCUAUUAAGAUUGACAACAUUUGCCGCGAAAAUGAGGAGAACCGCCCCAAAAAGGCUCCUGCCAAAUCCCCGGUCACCGCAACCACCUCCAUUUCCACCACCACCACUAGGGUUUGCCUAUCCGAGGACCCCAACUACGUCACCCCGGAGGAAAGGGACCGCCGCCGCGCAUCAGGACUAUGUGUCAAAUGCAGUCAAAAAGGGCAUGGAAUCAAGCAGUGCCCCAAUGGUUGGAAGGCAACUCCCAAGGAAACGGCCAAGGUGGCCCAGGAUGAGUCGGAAAAAGAGUAG
Rhizoctonia solani is the source of this 1149-nucleotide messenger RNA. RefSeq names its product Retrotransposon-derived protein PEG10. NCBI's taxonomy places the organism in Eukaryota, Fungi, Basidiomycota, Agaricomycetes, Cantharellales, Ceratobasidiaceae. The transcript has 2 exons. The record is from RefSeq and is a predicted model, not a curated record. Gene Ontology annotation, molecular function: zinc ion binding; nucleic acid binding. The coding region runs from base 1 to 1149 and encodes 382 amino acids.